UGCUACUGCUGCCACCUGGUCCCAGUCGCCGAUUCUCGCGCUUUCGGGGCAUCGCUUGGGCUGCUCUGUCACCGCCAGCAUCGACAGACAGCGUCCAGUCUCGCGAAUGGCUCCAGCUGCCCUGCUCUGAUCCUCGAGUCGUUACCCUUGCCGUACCUGAAUUCCAGUCAUUGGCCGUCAGACACGAAGCAGCGCUUCCUCUUCUACUCCUUCAGCAUCUUGAUUAGCUCGCGAAGCUGUUCGGGAUUGCGUCGCAACCGCCGCUCUUGGUUAUAAUUCGCACUCCUUGGCUCGGCCCUGCCCACCAGCAUCGAGCGCCUUCAAGAUCAUUCACCACCAGCCCGCCAUGCGGCUAACAUCCUUCUUCUCUGGCCUGGCCGCCUUUGGCCUUCUGUCAUCUCCAGCACUGGCAGAUGAUGAAGCUGACAACGUCCCCGCGCCCACAUACUUCGAUUCCGUCAUGGUGCCUCCCUUGACAGAACUAACGCCAGACAACUUCGAAAAGGAGGCAAGCAAAACCAAGUGGCUUCUUGUGAAGCACUACAGUCCAUACUGCCACCAUUGUAUCAGCUACGCCCCGACCUUCCAGACAACCUACGAAUUCUACUACACAUCCAAGCCAGAAGGAGCUGGCGACACGAGCUUCACCGACUUCUACGACUUCAAGUUUGCUGCCGUGAACUGUAUCGCCUACAGCGACCUUUGCGUUGAGAAUGGCGUCAAGCUAUACCCCACUACGGUUCUAUACGAGAACGGCAAAGAGGUCAAGGCCGUAACGGGUGGCCAGAACAUCACCUUCCUUUCUGAUCUCAUCGAAGAAGCUUUGGAGAAGUCGAAGCCUGGAUCUCGGCCCAAGUCUCUCGCAUUGCCCCAACCGGGCGACAAAGAGCGCCCCAAAUCUGAGCCCGAGACAGCAUCGAGGAGCGCAACCGAGGAGAAGAAGCCCAAGAAGCCGGUUGCCACGCCGAACGAAGACGGAGUGUCAGUUUCCUUGACGGCCGAAAACUUCCAGCGCCUGGUGACUAUGACUCAGGAUCCCUGGUUCAUCAAGUUUUACGCGCCGUGGUGCCCCCAUUGCCAAGACAUGGCGCCUACCUGGGAGCAGCUGGCGAAGAACAUGAAGGGCAAGCUCAACAUUGGAGAGGUCAACUGUGACAAGGAGUCGCGAUUGUGCAAAGACGUUGGUGCGCGGGCGUUUCCCACUAUCCUGUUCUUCAAGGGUGGAGAGCGCUCAGAGUACGAGGGGCUCCGAGGCCUGGGCGACUUUAUCAAAUAUGCCGAAAACGCCGUCGACCUCGCUAGCGGAGUGCCUGACGUGGACUUGGCAGCAUUCAAGGCUCUCGAGCAGAAGGAAGACGUCAUCUUUGUCUACUUUUACGACCACGCCACCACAUCGGAGGACUUCAAUGCCCUCGAGAGGCUGCCCCUGAGUCUCAUCGGACAUGCCAAACUGGUUAAGACUAAGGAUCCGGCCAUGUACGAGCGCUUCAAGAUCACGACAUGGCCCAGAUUCAUGGUUUCGAGGGAGGGUCGCCCUACGUACUACCCUCCCCUCACCCCUAACGCGAUGAGAGAUACCCACCAAGUUCUGGACUGGAUGAGGUCGGUUUGGCUUCCCCUUGUCCCCGAACUGUUGGUUACCAACGCCCGCCAGAUCAUGGACAACAAAAUUGUUGUGCUCGGCGUCCUGAAUCGAGAAGACCAGGAAUCCUUCCAGAGUGCUCUUCGGGAGAUGAAGAGCGCAGCCAACGAGUGGAUGGACAGGCAAAUCCAAGAGUUCCAGUUGGAGCGGAAGAAGCUGCGAGACGCGAAGCAAAUGAGGAUCGAGGAAGCUGAGGACCGAGACGAUGAGCGCGCCCUGCGGGCCGCCAAGGCGAUCCAUAUUGACAUGAACAAUUCCGGACGGAGAGAAGUGGCCUUUGCGUGGGUUGAUGGCGUAGCGUGGCAGCGCUGGAUUCGAACCACGUAUGGCAUUGAUGUUAAGGACGGAGAAAGAGUCAUUAUCAACGACCAAGAUGUAAGCCUCAAGCUCACCCCCAUUUGUCCUCCCUCUACAAUAUUGCUUUGCAGCCGCAAGUACUGGGACAGCACCGUGACGGGCAACUACAUCCUCGUCAGCCGCACGUCCAUCCUGGAGACGCUCGACAAGGUCGUCUACACCCCGCAGGCCCUCAAGCCCAAGCUCACCAUUUCCUCUUUCGAGAAGAUCUUUUUCGACAUCCGCGUCUCCUUCACCGAGCACCCCUACCUGACCCUGGGCUGCAUCGUUGGCAUCGCCUUUGGAGCCUUCUCCUGGCUGCGUGGCCGCUCUCGCCGUGGACGCGGCCACUUCCGGCUCGAGGAUUCCAUCAGCAUUAGAGAUUUCAAGGACGGGUUCCUUGGUGGAUCUAACGGCAACACCAAGGCCGACUGAUUGUACACCAUACGGAGAGCCUAGCGAUGUGGGUUUCUACCCCGAUGUUUACUUGAAUGGAGUUAUUGGAAGGGAUAGGGGAGCAACACGGGACUGGCAAAAAGGUCUACCUUAAGAGGAGCGGAGGUAUACAGGAGCUUUGAGGGAUCGGGCGUAAAGAGAUAACCUACUCCCAGAGUAUGGUACCAUGAGGCGGCUUUCUGCUUUCUGGAGAGAGAACGGUAGAGUGGUAUAAUGCCCCUUGAUGCGCGGACGGCAGCUGGAAUGAAGAC
Trichoderma reesei QM6a is the source of this 2685-nucleotide messenger RNA. Its product is annotated as thioredoxin protein. The record is from RefSeq and is a predicted model, not a curated record. The transcript is spliced from 3 exons. Gene Ontology annotation, molecular function: protein disulfide isomerase activity. Lineage: Eukaryota; Fungi; Ascomycota; Sordariomycetes; Hypocreales; Hypocreaceae. The coding region runs from base 347 to 2413 and encodes 688 amino acids. Gene Ontology annotation, biological process: protein folding. Gene Ontology annotation, cellular component: endoplasmic reticulum.